AAACAGCUUACACAUCCGGCUUAAACAUCCGAAGCAUGCAGCUCUGUGUCCAAAACGAUCACAACGGUUGUAUUGUUUACACACAGCAACGCUCGACGCUCUGUUGAAUGGACGGUUUCUGUUAAACUCUUACAAGAAGUGAGUUGGUAAUACAAGAUCAUGGCUAAACAAAUCAGUCAGAAGACAUUUGAUGAUGUUGUGAGGGAGAAUAUGAGAGAAUUUGAAAUGGAAGCUGAGGAGGCGGUGCAGGAUGCCAUCCAGCAAUUUGAAUCACAGGGUGUGAACCUAAGCAUCAUUGUUAAGGAUCCAUCACUUUAUACUGAGAGUGCAGAUAGUGGAGAUACACAUGACCACCCAGUUGUUACUGCUGUGAAGAAAUUGGAUGCCUGUCUUGCGGGUCCUCCAGGUGCAGCUCAGGAUGAAAUAGUUUCUUGCUUACAAGAUGUACAAAAAGAAUGUGACACUGAUCUGUCUCGAAGAUGUCUUGCUGGAAGUAAUGGUGCUUAUGACGUCUUGUACAAAGCCCUUUGCACCUAUGAAAAGGAGCCGGACACUUUUAGACUGGUGCUGUCUUCUUUUUGUGCCCUAGUGAAUGGACAGCCUGAUCUCAUAGAUUGUAAAGGCAUUGAAUUACUGAUGAGUGCUCUGAAGCAGUAUAGAGAGAGUGCUGAAACAGAGGAAUUAAUUGUAAGGGCAAUCAGGCUCAACUGUGUCAAACAUGAGGCAAACAGGCAAGAAUUCGUCAAACAUGACUAUAUAAUUACUGCCACUGAGCUCCUCACUGCCCACAAGUCUAACCCAACACUGGUCAAAGAAAUUUGCAUCAGUCUUAGAACUCUUACGUUGGAUGAUGAUGUUCGAGUUCCAUUUGGGAAGGCCCAUGAGACUGCCAAGACAAUUGUCACAGAAGGGGAUGCACUGAAAGCUAUUCUGUCACUCUGCGAAGAGCAUUUGAACAAUCCAAUAGUGCUUGCCGAGCUGUUCCUCACUCUAAGCUGCUUGGCAGUGAGAAAUGAAUUCUGUGAAGAGGUCAUGAACAGAGGAGGCCUCAAGCUCAUCAUUCAAGCUUUUGAGAGUGGAAUAAAAGAUAAGGUGAUUGUCCGACAAGCCCUUAUUGUGAUGAAAGUUCUUGCUGGCAAUGACGAUGUGAAGAAAGAGAUUUGUAAACUUGGAGGUGUGGAGCUUGUUGUGACAGCCAUGACCACCCAUCAGAACAACUCCCACAUUGCAGAGGCAGCCUGUAAACUGCUGACUGCUAUUACUCUGCGGAACCCAGAGAACUGCCGCAAGGUGGUAGAUUGUCAUGGGCAUCAGCAUAUUGUCCAGGCCAUGAAAUUACAUCCCAAUGAAGUGGGAGUUCAGAAAAAUGCAUGCAUGUCCUUGAGGAACCUUGUGUCCAGAACAAAAGACUUAUCUGAAUGUAUACUGGCCCUGGGAGUGGAGCCCCUCCUCAACAACGCCAUGAAUUGCCACAAAGAAGCUCAGGACGAGGCAAAGGCUGCUCUCAGGGACUUGGGAUGUAAAGUAGAGCUUCAAGAAUUAUGGAAAGGGAAGAGAGGAACUCUGCAAUAGGUUUCUUCUUCUGACUAGCUUUGCUUUUAAUUCAGUUUCCAAAUUCUUUCAUUGACAAUAAAAAAAGGUGUUAGAGAA
Molecule: messenger RNA, 1650 nt
Organism: Aplysia californica (California sea hare)
Lineage: Eukaryota; Metazoa; Mollusca; Gastropoda; Aplysiida; Aplysiidae
Product: armadillo repeat-containing protein 6
Exons: 6
Coding region: 160-1572 (470 amino acids)
Biological process (GO): hematopoietic progenitor cell differentiation
Molecular function (GO): protein binding
Source: RefSeq, a predicted model, not a curated record